AUGUACCUUCUUCACAUCACUGAAUCCGAAGACGGAAGUCUCCCCGACAUUCAACUUAGGCUCCACGUCGAUGACAUCCCUCAGUACGCCAUCCUGUCCCACAGAUGGGGACGUCCGGAGGAUGAGCCUACUUUCCAAGAUCUGAUGCAUCAAACAGCCAGCGGCAAGCAGAAGAAGGGAUAUCAGAAGAUUUUGUCGUUCUGCUCACAGGUUCUUGAAUAUGGAUUGACGUGGGCUUGGGCCGACACUUGCUGUAUCGAUAAAUCCAGCAGCGCUGAAUUAUCAGAGGCGAUCAACUCCAUGUAUGCUUGGUAUGAGGCAUCUCGAAUAUGCUUCGCCUACAUGGAAGACGUACCGCCCGGUGACGAUCCAUCAAGACAAGAUUCUUUCUUUCGAAAGAGUGUGUGGUUCAAGAGAGGGUGGACAUUGCAAGAACUGAUUGCUCCGAAUGAGGUCAUGUUCCUCGACACCUCUUGGAACAAGAUCUCUUUCGGUAGCAAGUCCGGCUUGUCGGAAGCCAUAUUCCAGGUUACAGGCAUUCCACAGGAUAUAUUGAUCAACAAAGCCAAACUGGACUCUGCAAGUGUGGCACAGAAGAUGUCCUGGGCUGCCACGAGGCAAACGACUCGCAUCGAGGACGAGGCGUAUUCCCUGAUGGGAAUAUUCGGAGUGAACAUGCCCACAGUCUACGGAGAAGGAAAAAAGGCAUUCCGCAGGCUGCAAGAGGAAAUAAUGAAAUAUUCACCGGAUCACACUAUUUUUGCCUGGAAGGCGGAAGAGGAUGAUAUGAUCGAUGGUAUGCUGGCGACGUCACCUCGGCUGUUCCGGUUUUGCGGCCAGUUUCGGGAUCUCAAGUAUGCCGAGUUCGUCGAGCGCUUCAGCAUGAGCGACGCUCAUCUGGAGCCGUACUAUUUCACAACGAAUUACGGUCUGCAAAUACAACUACCUAUCGUGUCAAUGUCGCCGCAUUUUGAAGGAUAUCAUUAUGCGUACCUGGCAGCAGUUCACGCGGAAAGCAGAGCACUAGCGGUCAUCUUUCUUCGCCAACGCACCGAUCGCCCUCCGGGACAUUUCUAUCGCGCGCGUUUCGACGGCCAGACGUUGAUCCAUCACCUUGAAGAUUCAAUCCAUGCCGAUACCAUAUGCAAUGUUCUCUAUAAGUCUUACCUCAAGGCUAAAGAGCACCGGAUUUGA
Messenger RNA from Colletotrichum karsti, 1194 nucleotides. Its product is annotated as het domain protein. NCBI's taxonomy places the organism in Eukaryota, Fungi, Ascomycota, Sordariomycetes, Glomerellales, Glomerellaceae. The record is from RefSeq and is a predicted model, not a curated record. The transcript is spliced from 2 exons. Bases 1 to 1194 code for a protein of 397 amino acids.